UAAACUGUCAUUAACGGUCUGGUACGGAAUCGAGGGCCAGGGUUUAAUCUGCCCUAAAUACCUGAAAACCCAUCUCUUAUAUAAACCGCCUCUAGUCCAAUUCCUAAGACAGCUGCGAAUUCCUUUUCUCAAUCCAUUUCCAUACUUCAUCACUGCAUUUUUUGUUUUCUGGGCAGCAAUCAGAAUUUACUGUGAUCAAACUAUUGUUUUUGAUUUCACACACAGAAUUUGCCAAGCACUCUGCUGUUCUCUUGUUCAUCAGAAAUGGCAGAAAGUUCAGAAAUGCCUUCUGUUGGCGUGAAUGAUAAUGCAGUGAUGGAUAAGUCACCGGAAGUGUCGCAGGAAUUCGUUGCUCCUAAAGCCUUGGAAGAGAUGUUACCAGAAAAUCCCGCUUCCAAGCCCUCGGAAGAUGUAUCUAGCCAAACCGUGGAGACGUCUUCUCCCAAACCCUUGGAGACGCCUGCUUCCAAAUCACGGGAGGCUUCCCUUCCCAAACCAUCGGAACCUUCUAGUCCUGAAGCCUUAGGUGCUUCAAGGGAACAGGGUCCUUCCACUCCCUAUCGCCUCUUCAAUCGGCAGAGGACCAUUCAUGAAGUUCUUGGUGGAGGACAGGUUGCUGAUGUGAUUCUCUGGAGGAAAAAGGGUAUUUGUAUCGGUUUGCUUCUUGGUGGUGGCGCUACGUGGUACUUCUUGGAAAAAUCAGAAUAUAGUUUUAUUUCAGUUGUAUCAUCAGUGCUUCUUUUUGUCGUUGUUCUUUUGUUUGGCUGGGCAAAAACUGCUAGUAUUCUCCAAAGACCACUUCCUACUCUCCCUGAUUUAACACUAUCAGAAGAAAUGGUGACCAGAGGAGCUGCUAAACUGUGUGAACAAAUUAAUUGUGUCUUGGCAAUUGCACAUGAUUUUGCUGCUGGGAAAAAUAAAAAGCUUUUUGCGAAGGUGGCUUCCAUUCUCUUACUUUUAUCGGUUAUUGGAGGGAUGUGCAACUUUCUCACAAUUGUUUAUAUCUGUCUUAUUUUUUCUCUCAUCAUUCCUGCAUUGUACAACAAAUAUGAGGAUCAUGUAGAUAGCCAUGCAGAAAGAGCCCUCAAGGAAAUUACAAAGCAAACAGAAGUAGCGCAGCGACAUAUUUUAAAACACUACAAGAAUCUCGAUGAAAAAGUUAUAAGCAAGAUCCCCAGGGGGCUUUCUAAUCUUUCCAAAAUUUCGAAGGACAAGACCCUGUGAUUUGUCUCUAGGUCUCUAUCCAAGAAAAAUCCAUGUGAAUCAUUUGGCUGAUCAUCUUUUGUUUCUCUUUUACUUCUCUCCUAUAUAUAUGAAAAAAACAUAUAACAAGAAACAGAAUUUUAGGAACAGUGGUCAUUUUUGUGGAAUUGUAUCUUGCAGCUACCUAUAAAUUGUGAAAAGUAUUUUCAUUUUUAAAUUUC
Cryptomeria japonica (Japanese cedar) is the source of this 1424-nucleotide messenger RNA. Its product is annotated as reticulon-like protein B12. Lineage: Eukaryota; Viridiplantae; Streptophyta; Pinopsida; Cupressales; Cupressaceae. The transcript has 5 exons. The record is from RefSeq and is a predicted model, not a curated record. The coding region runs from base 265 to 1224 and encodes 319 amino acids.